This is a messenger RNA of Lipotes vexillifer (Yangtze River dolphin), 1692 nucleotides long. The record is from RefSeq and is a predicted model, not a curated record. NCBI's taxonomy places the organism in Eukaryota, Metazoa, Chordata, Mammalia, Artiodactyla, Lipotidae.
AUGGAGGGAGACACAGGUGAGGAGGGAGCUGAAGGUGAGGAGGGAGGUGCAGGUGAGGAGGGAGACUCUGGUGAGACAGGGGCUGGCGGUGAGGAAGGAGCUGGAGGUGAAACAGGAGCUGCAGGUGAAAGAGGAGCUGCAGAUGAGGAAGGAGAUGCAGGUGAGGCAGGAGAUGCAGAGGAAGCAGGCGCUGCCGGUGAGGAGGAAGCUGAAGGUGAGGAGGGAGGUGCAGGUGAGGAGGGAGCCUCAGGUGAGGCAGGAGCUGCAGGUGAGGCAGGAGCUGCAGGUGAGGAGGGAGCUGAGGGUCAAGCAGGAGCUGCAGGUGAAGCAGGAGUGUCAGAUGAGGAAGGAGAUGCAGGUGACAGAAAUGUUGCAGGCGUGGCAGGACUUGUGCUAAUGGCAGGACCCGCGGGCGAGGGAAUGACUGUGGCCGAGGAAGCAGCUGUGACAGCGGCAGGCGCCAUGGGUGAGGCAGGGCCCAGGACCCAGCAGUGGAGGCAGGCCUUGCAGGUGCUAGACAACAUGGGCUACCAGGAGCUGGGAACCUUCUCUGGGAUGGAAGAGCCGGGCCACGGGGAAGAGUCCUUUGAGAGCUGGCUGGAGCAGGCUAACAACACGCUGUACCUGUGGCGCCACGUGUCUGAGAGGGAGAGGAGGAGGAGGCUGGUGGAGAGCUUGCGCGGCCCCGCGCUGGACCUCCUGCGCGGCCUCCUGGCGGACGAUCCCGAGCUGGCCGCCCAGGACUGCCUGGUCGCGCUGGUGCAGGUGUUUGGGAACAAGGACCCCCGGGGGAGUGCUCGGCUGAAGUUCGUGACCUGUGCCCAGCGGCCCCAGGAGACUCUCUCUGCGUACGUGAUGCGCCUGGAAGGCCUGCUGCAGUCGGCCCUGGAGAAGGGGGCCAUCCACCCGGCCGUGGCGGACCAGGCGCGCGCCCGGCAGGUGCUUAUGCAGGCCCGGCUGAACUACACGCUCCAGGACAGGCUGAGGACGAUGUGGCUGAUGAGGAGGCCUCCCGACUUUGUGGGGAUGCUGCGGCUCAUCCAGAAGACCGAGGCCUGGGAGGCCGACCCGGCUAGCAGGGAGCACUUCCCAGGGGAAGAAGAGGCCCGUGUGGACGUCGCAGUCCUGGCAGCAGCCGCCCAGGCCGCCCCGGCCCAUGAGGCCAUCACCGCAGGCACCACUGCGUAUGGCACCAAGGCCUCCCCGGCCGGUGAAGAUACCACCGCCCAGGCCGCCCGUUGCAAGGAAGGUAGCGCCGAGGACCACCCGGCACGUGAGGAGGCCAGUGCGGCAGUUGCCGGCACUGCCAAGGCUGGCGAGGCGGCCCCUGAAGACCAUGGUGCCGCCAGGGCAGCCCCCGAAGACCAUGGUGCCGCCAGGGCAGCCCCCGGCCCUGGGGAGACCAGCGAGGCGUCCGCGGCCACUCAGGAAGUUGGAAGUGCUGCCGCCCCUGCGGGCCUGGGUCAGGCAGGACCCUCAGAUGCCCCCGGAGUCCCCAUGCCUGGCCGGAUGGGCAGUGCUUCCCCGGUGGCCCCAGGAGGUCCUGGCUGGGAGCCAGAGGGCCUCGCCCAGGCAGGAGGCCAGGAGGCCGAGGAGACCCCCGAGGAGGGGCUCAAGCCCAUCCCAGAAGAGCCGGGAAAUGAGGACGGGGCUGCAGAGAUGAGCCCCCCGGGGUCCACCUCGGGCCAGUAG